UUUCUUUUUCUAAUAUAGUGCACAUUAUUUUAUAUUUUUUAUCUUCCUUCAAUAUUCUUUUUUUCCUUAUUCCUUUAACCCUUAACCAUAUAGCUCGUUGCACUGUUGAUCCCUUUACUUUUCCUGUUGAUACCGGCAUCUCUUCCGCUCCUAAUUCUCGGUCCGGACUUGAUUCUCCACAGAGCGAUUCCGGCUGCUCGUUGGCCAGUCUUCUAACAUUGGACGGCCAUCUCAUUUCCUCCCUUCAGACUGUUGCCUUGUCAGCCUCAGAAAUGUCUGUUGUCCCGGCCUCAACCACACCCAAAUUGCGGAUGGAAUCACCUCAUGUUUCUGAGCCAGAUUCUAGCAAUUUCAAGGCUGGAGCCGAGAUCUCCGGCAUUUCGGAGGACUGGAGCGGCUCAACAACCCAGCCAAAGCCUUCUGCCGAUAAAGGACAUCGAAUCAGAUGCGAGGCGCCCAAGUCGAAGACCAAAGCUGCCACAAUCUUGACCACUGGUCCGGUUCGAGUGCAACGGAUGCGAUCCUCCAUGCAACCUGCCAAGCACGAGUCAAUCGAGACCGGACCCACCCAAACAGCAUGUAAACUUGUUGGCGAUUUCCACUCAUAUGACAACGGAGCUGGGGGCGUUGGUAACUCAACUGCCCUGCGACGCACCAAGAGCAAUCGCGUCGAGCGUCCUGUUCUACUGCAGACCAGCACUCAAACACCACCAGUGCCGAGCGACCCGAAGUUGGGACAAUCACCCGUUGAGGCGGUGUUCCACUAUCCAGGAGUUGACACGAAGAUCUCCAUUGAUCAAAGUUCUGGCACACUUAACAACUUCGUAUCUGUUGCUGCUGGUGCUUGCUCUGGUUCUGGUGAUGCUGGUAGUGCUGGUGUUUCUGCUAGUGCUGGUGGCGGGAUAUUGUCAUUUUUGCGGUUGCGCUCGUCCUUUCGCGAGUCACUCUCUUGGAUGUCGACCUCCGGAGUCGCGGGUAUCAUGUCGGGACCACGGCAAGACCUACGGCUUACGGCAUUGAGGGCGAAACAAGGCGAAACUAGGGCUCUACUUCAGCUAAGAGAGACACAGAUUGAGGUUAGACCAGGGGGUAAUUGGAUGAUGUGA
Molecule: messenger RNA, 1106 nt
Organism: Protopolystoma xenopodis
Lineage: Eukaryota; Metazoa; Platyhelminthes; Monogenea; Polystomatidea; Polystomatidae
Source: the annotation of a GenBank genome assembly